Messenger RNA from Betta splendens (Siamese fighting fish), 8542 nucleotides. RefSeq names its product insulin receptor substrate 2-B (gene irs4b). Gene Ontology annotation, molecular function: phosphatidylinositol 3-kinase binding; insulin receptor binding. The coding region runs from base 341 to 4474 and encodes 1377 amino acids. The record is from RefSeq and is a predicted model, not a curated record. Gene Ontology annotation, cellular component: cytosol; plasma membrane. The transcript is spliced from 2 exons. Gene Ontology annotation, biological process: insulin receptor signaling pathway. NCBI's taxonomy places the organism in Eukaryota, Metazoa, Chordata, Actinopteri, Anabantiformes, Osphronemidae.
UUUGCCCGUAGAGAUGUGUACAGGAGGAGAAGGGAACGGAUUGCUAACCGAGCUAGCAGGAGCCUCCCGAUUAAAGCAAUACUGCUGAAUGUGGUCAUGUUGCACACGGUAGGGCUCGCGCCGUGAAGAACGCUCGCGUUGGAAUAUCUGCCUCGCUGCUAGAAGCGCAAAGGGACUCGUCUUCUUGGCGGAAUAACAAAGCCGGUACGUGUGGAUUGCAAAUCUAAGUCAACGUUAGCUGGCCUAGCCGGACUCGGGAGCUCGUCUCCCAAAACAAGAAUGGGGUCUAGGUCCACUCGGAUUAGUUCGCUAGUGAAGUGACCUUUGAUUGUGCUCUCUGAUGGCGAAUUUCGCAAAUUACCAGGAAGGAAAGGCAGCGAUGUUGAUGGUGGAGAGUCAGCAGAGGGACACGGGCACGAAAACGGCGACCACCGCCGCUAACGGAGACGGCUCCGCCGGGGAACCCCCUUCCCCGUUAAUUAAUAUCGGCGGCGGCGGAGGAGGUGCCGCUCGUUUCCUUCAACAAUUACCGCCCUCCAGCCACCUCCACCACCACCAACAACCGCCGAGUGAUCAACAGCAGCCCGCUCACCAUCAGCUGGCGCCGCAGCAGCAUGUUGCCGGGGAGAGCGUCGCCGAGUCCCCGGGCAGGAAAGCCGCCUCCUCCUCCUCCUCCUCGGCGUCGACCCUCAGCCAGGUACACGCCGCCGCGGACCCCGCCGCCUCCUCCUCCUCAGCCGCCGGCGGCGGCGGCGUGUACGCGAGCGUGAACGCCGCCGGGACCUCGGACGUCGUGGACGAUAUCCGCAAAUGCGGCUACCUGAGGAAGCAGAAGCACGGGCACAAGCGCUUCUUCGUGCUGCGCGCGGCCAGCCACCUCGGGCCGAGCCGCCUGGAGUACUACGACAGCGAGAAGAAAUUCAGGAGCAGCCUGCGCUCCGCGGUCGCGGCCGCCGCCAGCGGGGGAGCGGUCGCCCCUUCGCCCCCGAAAAGGGUGAUUUACCUGUACCAGUGCUUCACGGUGAACAAAAGGGCGGAUUCCAAAAACAAACACCUCAUCGCCCUUUACACGAAGGACGAGUACUUCGCUAUUGUGGCCGAAAACGAGCAGGAGCAGGAGGACUGGUACGUAGCCGUGAGUGAGUUGAUGAGUGAGGGCAAAAAGGGACACGUGGAUUCUGAUGACUUGGAUGAUGGCUAUGGGACGGUCACCCCCGGUACUGUGUUCAAAGAGGUGUGGCAGGUGAAUGUGAAGCCCAAAGGACUGGGUCAGACUAAAAACCUCACGGGUGUUUACCGGCUUUGCCUCUCAACUAAAACCAUUCACCUGGUGAAGUUGAACUCUGAAACGCCCUGCGUUAACCUGCAGCUGAUGAACAUCCGGCGUUGUGGACAUUCAGAGAGCUUCUUUUUCAUCGAGGUGGGCCGCUCCUCCUCCAUUGGGCCCGGCGAGAUAUGGAUGCAGGUGGACGACUCCGUUGUGGCCCAGAACAUGCACGAGACCAUCUUGGAGACGAUGAAAGCGCUGAAGGCCUUCGCAGAGUUCCGGCCCCGGAGCAAAAGCCAGUCGUCGGGCUCCAACCCCAUGCCUUUUAUCACCACGCGGCGCCACCUGGGCAACCUGCCGCCCAGCCAGACGGGCCUGCAGCGCCGGUCGAGGACGGAGUCCGUCGUGGGCACGCCGCCGUCCACCAAAAGCUCCAGGGCCAGUGGGUAUCGCUUCCGCACGUCCAGCGAAGGCGAGGGCACCAUGAACCGGCCGUUCCGCUCCGCCACAGGAAGCCUGGUGCACCUGAACUCGGCGCGCGUCCAGCACGGCCGCCAGGAGGCGGGCGGCGGCGGCGCGGGCGGCGUCGCCACCGGCAACGCCGGCACCAGCACCGGAGGGGGGCGCUACGUGCGAGCCAUCCCCGGGGCGUCGUCCACGUACCACGCCCGCUCCGCCUCGCUGCCCGUCUCCCACUUCCCCUCCACCACCAGCCCCGUGAGCGUGUCCUCCAGCAGCGGCCACGGCUCGGUUUCCGACACGCUCACGCGCCCGUCGAGCGCCUCCAUAUGCGGCUCGCCGUCCGAUGGGGGCUUCAACUCCUCGGAUGAAUACGGCUCCAGCCCUGGCGAUUUCCGCUACUUUCGUGUGCGGAGCAACACGCCGGACUCGCUGGGCAACACCCCACCGAUCCGAGAAGAGAACUGUUUGAACGACUACAUGGCCAUGGGCUGGAACCGGGAGGUGUUCGGCGCCUCCGGGGCGUGUGGAAACAACAGUGGAGGCGACCCGCCACGAGACGAGAGCACAUCAACAACAGAGGACGAGCGCUUCUCGUCAUCGUCGCUGAGGAGGAGGACGCACUCGUUCUCUAGACCCACCGCCGGUGCAACCGGUGGCUCGGGGGUGGCAGUCUACCAGAAAAUGACCCAGACCAACUUCUCAUUGGAUGAAUGCUCGGACGCGGUGUUGCCAUUCGGCAGCGGGCUGCUCCGCGGCGGCCCUUCCUCCUCUUCUUCCUCUCUCCGCUCCGACUACAGCUCCUGCUCUGAGCACAGCCAGCAAAGCCGUCCCGCCACGCUGUCCCGGACGGAGGCCGGAAGCGAACGCCCUCCCCUCUCGUCGUCAGCCAAGGAAGACAGCGGCUACAUGCCCAUGAUGUGUGGCGUGGCCGCCUCGCCUCGGGACACCCCCCCUGACUACAUGCCUAUGCAACCCACCUCCUACUCCCAACACGUCUCCAACUCUCCCCAGUUUCAUAGUCCAUCUUUAGCACGUUCAGCCCACCACUACCCCCAAGUCCAGUCCCAGUCCUCCACAGACUCCCAUGGCUACAUGAUGAUGCUCCCAGGGGGCAGCUCCCCCUCCCCAGUACAGGCAUCCCCUAGCCCUCACAGUAGCUCUAGCAUAAUUGGCGCGAAUGGGAGUGACAGCAUAGCAGAGAGACCUGAGAAUGGAGAAUAUAUGGACAUGUCAUACAGCAGCAGUGGGGCCCAUAAGCUUGUAAAUGAAGGCAGCAGUGGGUACUACACGCCUGGCACACCUGAGGGCACCCCAAAGUCUUACAGUCCUUAUUUCUCCCUUCCCCGCUCCUACAAAGCUCCCACAAGAGAGAAAGAUGAGAAUGAGUACGGGGAGUAUGUUCCUAUGAGUUCUCCUGCCAAGCCAGUCUAUUCAUCAGUUGCCUCCGCUUCGACAUCCACGCCAGAGAGGAGGGGUGGAGGAGGAAGUAGCACCUCCACUCCCUCACACCCACCGCCGCCUUAUGGAGCUCACCACACAACCGCAGCAAUGGCUGACCGGCGCAUUGUGAGACCCAACCGGCUUCCUUUAGGAAGGAGAAGUUUCCACGGUCGGAUUAGUGAGCCCUCAAUAGCAUCAGCAGGCACUGCGACCUCAGUUCCUGCCAGCUCAUCUGAUAGACCUUCCAGUCCUGGAGAGUAUAUCAAUAUUGAGUUUGGGGAUCACUACCCUGACCAACAACAGUCUUCUGCUUUUGCUCUCUCUACCCAAGACGAAGCACCUUCCCUGGAAUCCAGUGACCCCCGUUGCUCUCCUCCCCAGCCCCAGAUCCACCAGGACUAUAUGAGUGUGGAGGUGGGGGCAGACCAGCAGGACAGCGCUGAAUGUCUGAGUAAAAACCAGUCACCCAGGCCGAGCCUUGUUGCUCCGUGGAACCCUCCCAGUUAUAUCAGACCCCUUGCUAGUAGCUCUGCAGCAUCCCCUGGAGUUCCUGCAGGAGGUCACUGGAGGUCAAUGGGGGACGACUACACGGACAUGACGUUUAACCUCAGCAGAGGCGAGAGGAUACAAACGGGCCCCACGGCCAUGCUGCAGCAUCUCUGUGUGAUUGAGGGACGCUAUGGCCACACACCUUCUGCCUCCUCCUCCUCCAUUUCCCCUCCGCUGCCCGCAACGAGCCCGGGUAGGACGCAGACACAUCAGCUAGAGCCUAAGGUGGUUCGAGCCGACCCCCAGGGCAGGAGGAGACACAGCUCAGAGACAUUUUCCUCCACCUCCUCCUCUAAUUCAACUCCCUCUGGCGGAGGCCCUUCGUCUUCGAGCACCCACCCCACACUGGCAAACCCCACAGCCCCCAAUGGAUCUUACCUAACGGAGGGCCAAGCUUCCAGGUGGGCCAGCUCAGCGUCUUUUGACAGCGUGUGGACGUCUGUGGAGGGUCUGGGCGACCUGUCAUCUCACCAUGCUCCAGCAAGAGCCACGGAGACGAGCCCCUCGACGACCUCCUCCUCCGGAGCUGCUAGGAUGUGCAGAAACAUGUCCGUGGGCUACCAGAACGGCCUGAACUACAUCGCCUUGGAGCUGAGGGAGGACGGGAGCAACACGGGAUCCACGACACCGGGAGCUGGCGGCAGCAGCGGAAGCUCGGUGGCAGCGAUGGGCGCAGCGCCUUUGCCAGAGAACGGAGCCUAUGCCAGUAUUGACUUCACCAAGUCCGAUGGAGUCACCGCAACAACCAAGGACUGAGCAACGCGCUGGCAGAGAUUCCCAUCCGCCUCAUCACUCUGCCUGUGACCUUUGACCUCCCUCCCACCGGAUGACCUCUGACCUUCCUCCCAGACUGAGAAGCUGCUCCCUUCUGGAUGCAGGAAACAACAUCAUCCACAACAGAUGACAAAACACUUUUUUUGUUUGUUUUAUGUGUAUUUCAUCUUUUAUUUUUCUUGUGUUUUAUACGCAUAGCUUGUCCUGUUGUUAUUAUUUUUUUUUAAACAUUUCCCCCUUUCUCACAAUCAAUGCUCCCUGUCGCGCUGCUUCUUCCCUGUUUAUCAAUGAACUUUUUCACCAGACAGUGGUCAGUGAACUUGACUCAAGGGGCAUCAACAGAACUAAAGAUCAUUAUUAUUGGAUGAUUCUGCUUCUCCAUAGAUUAUUAAAAGGGAGAAUGGAGUACUAAGCAAAGGCAUUAUGGUACAGUCUUCUACGAUAAACUUAAUAUUAAUUUUUAUGUUCUAUGAUUAAUUUUUUACUCCAUGAAUAAUCCAUCCUCAAUACAGUAUCGUACAGUUAUUACAGUUAUUAUUGUGGACAAAAUGUGGUACAACAUUAUUGUUUUUUGUUUUUUUAAAGAGCUCAUGGCUGGAUCCAUUUUAGCUUCGGAAACAACAGGUACCUUGCUUGUUCUCAUUCUUUCCACAUCAGGUAUGGCACAUUACCAGUUGCCUCUGGAUUAUCAUGUCCCAUGGCUUCAGCGGGGCACAGGGCUACGGUACUGAGUCGCUAUGGGUUUAUCACAGUGAUGCAACACGUAAACCUUAAGGCAUUACUCCUAUUCUGUAGCACAUAUUAUUUAUUUGCAAUAGGUACAUUUAUUCCGAUAACAUUUCUUUGUUUUCAUGAUGGUACUCAGCAGGACAGGAAAAUCCUAACCAAUCAAAUGCUGGAAGGGCUCUGGAUGCAGCUUUGCCAAGAAAAUCCAACUUUAUAGGAAUAGUUCAAUAUUUGCGGAGGCUCAUUUACUGUAUUGCCAUGGUUGAAAUGGAUUAACACCACUCUCGCAAAGUGAAGUAGCCAGUAGCAACUAGCUGGAAGCUGUUGACGUGUAAAACUAGUCAUUUGUGAUUUUGCUGGUACUUCUGAAGAGGACUAGUUCUUGAAUCUGUCAGCUAUUCCUCUAUAAAAGAGAUUUAGACUGUAUUAUUGUACAGCAACGAUGACGGUGAUGCUAACCAGCUGCUAGCUUGAGCUACGUGUUGGACAAAUGUGAGAUGGUGUUUUUCCUUACACUGCAAAACUGAAUAAGCAUUUUUGCCAAAAUAGCCCUCGACAUUAAUUGAAGCAUCCUGAGACUCGGGAGAUCUAGGGUUUUUGAUUGUGGCCGGUUUUUCCUGCCCUGGUGCAGCUGCUCAGCAAUUUUUUUCAGUGUUUUGCACACAAAACUGUUGAGUAAAGCGAAGCAGGUGUUGUGGUUUGUUUGACUUUUAAUUUUACCUCAUGUGGUCCGUAGCACAGUUCAGGUCAGCGAGGGACAGCGGAGCCUACACAAGCGCAGACAUAUGCACUCACACAAUGCUGUGAAAGGUAAACGCUCAAAGUACAGACGAUAUAGCGAGAUGCAAACACACGCCUAAUGCACACACGUCGCAUCUGCAAGCGAAUCGUAUACUGUACUUUGGAGGCUGUGGCACGAAUGCGCGCUCUCCUAACGGAGUCAAGCAGCCCAGUUUAUCCGACGGUACCUCCUCUUGACCUCAUUUUGGGUCUUUGUUAGUGACGUCUGGGCUUUUUCAGACACACACAUAUGCAUGCUGAGUUGUCCGUCAUGGGCUCUGGGUGACGUAAAGAGGUUUCCAGUAACCUGAGCUCCAGCCCCAGGUGCAGCGUGCUGGGCAUACUUGCCCUGUUACAGUCUCACGCACACAUACAUCAAUCACAUUCUUCACUGGAGCUUGCUGCCUCUUCUUCAUCACAUGUAACAUUCUCAUAUUUAGCAUUUGUACCUCCUAUUAUCCACACAACUGGUUUCACACAGAGGAAUGUGCUGGACCGCUAAUAUAGCCCCAUGAACUUUAUUCAGUAUUCUCUCGUCUAAUGCUGUCUUGACCCUGCCUGAAAACAUGAAGGGAGAACUGGUGCAAAAGUGUCUCCCGGUAAUCAUGAAUGUUUCUGGAGAGCUGUUCAGAUCUUCAGCUUACUGCAGAGAUUCCCCCGGAAGUAAAGUUUUUUUUUUUUUUUUUUAUACAAUUAAAAAUUUUCGCAUUGAAAUGUUGUUACAGAGGUUGUUUGUUUGACAUCUAGAGGCCCAUUUUCAGAAAUUCAAGCUUUUUUUUUGUUUUUUUUGUUUUUUUUUUAUGGCUGCUGUACUUCUGAAAGGAAAAAACUUCUGCGAACCACACCCCAAAGCUGCAAAAUAAUAGUAAAACUCAGCUGAAAAUGGAUAUUGGUUUGUAUUUUUGCCUGAUAAAUGAUGUAAACAGUAGACACCUGUCAAUAGAUUGAUCAACGUGUUGUUAGAGCUUUGUUGUUUUCCUUCGUGGGAAUUAUCAGAUAGGUGUAGUCCAGGUCGUCAGGGCAAGUAUGUUACAGGGUGUCAAAGGUUUCUUUAGUUCACUGAUUAAGAUUAGUUGUUAACCAACUUUGUUCAGUUUUAAUCACUGAAAUAAAACUGAAACUCUCCAGCAGAUUGUCAAAACCCUGCGCUGCCAUGUUGCCCACUGGAGAUGCACAUCCUCCUUGUUUUCAACUAUAAACAUAAAAUCCACAAAACGCUGUUAAAACAUUUUAAGCCUGUGAUGUGUCUUGUAUGUACAAUUAAGAACAAUCUGAGAUAUUUUCAUCCCCUUUUCCUAUUGAACAAACAAAGAAUCAAGUAUACAGCUACAGCAAUCCAAACUUAAACAGAAAAUAAUGCUGUUUGGAAAAUGUUUUUUGUACUGUGCUACAGCAAAACGCUUUGUUAGUUUUAACCGCUAUUGCAGAAAUAUCAGAACGUAGACUUUGGGGGACUUUUGGAAGAAUCCCUCAAUUUAUUCAAAAACACAUGUCAUGACGUCUGUUUGCCUUCAUGUUUAACCCCCCGUUAAAUUCUGCAUCACAUUUGAAUUACUUUUACACAGAAUCUGUUUAUUUUGGCAACUAUCAAACCUCAAUGUUACAGAAUCUGAAACUCAAAUGUAAAAGGGCGGAGAAUUGAGAGAGAAAUUAGACCUACGUAAUAUAUUCACAUAAAUAUAUAAUCCUUGCAGAGAAGACUUAGGGUACUGCAUCAUUAUGCAAACUUGUUUCCUUUUUCCUCUAAUGUUUCAAUUUCUUUUGUAUUCUAGUUUACAGUGGGGAAAUAAUCAUCUUAUUUUUGGUUGUUUCGUUGUACCUGGGCAACCUUGUUUCGCUGAAAACAAAGUGAUACAGUGGUAUUUUUUUUAAGAGUACAUAGGCAUUUUGCAGUUAUUUGUAUAAAGAAAUGGGUAACGACCUCUGCCUAAUGUUUAUUUUUUUGUAUCUAUAUUACAGUUUAUUUGCUGCUGUGUAGUACAGUUAACAGUUGGAAAUGCUGUUGAUGGCAACCAUGAAGAUGAUGUUCAUUGCCCUGCUAUCAGGCACAGGUUCGAUAUUUCUUCUUCUAUUUGAGGACUCUGAGGAUUUAGGAGGGGAAAAAGCAAACCCCACUUUUCCCUGCUUACCUGUGUUCUUAUUUUCCGAGUUGAAUGCUGAUGUUUAUUAGCUUUACAAGAAAGAGAGUUAAAAAAAUACUGUGGAGGUGUGAUCCUUCGUAUGUGCAUUAUUUUCCAGCGACAUUAUGUCCUAUUUACGAGAAAAAAGACAAAAAAAUGGAAGUGGUGGAAAUGAACCUACUGUAAAUAAGGAAAAUUCAAUUUGUCGCUUUUUUCAUGUUAUGAUUGGCUCCUCGCGAGAUGCCCCCUCCUUUUGUUUUUGUUUUUUUCCUUCUCUUUUUUGGUUCUCUUUUUUUUCCUCACGGAGGAAAAAGGGGGGCAGGAGGGGUACUCAGAGGCGAUUUGAGCAUCGGCAUAGUGUUUAUAUUUAUCAAAACUUUUUUGCUUUCGAUAGAGCUAUUGCAAUAAAAAUGUGUUCAUGUAA